Pyrus x bretschneideri (Chinese white pear) is the source of this 3230-nucleotide messenger RNA. RefSeq names its product lon protease homolog 2, peroxisomal. Gene Ontology annotation, biological process: protein targeting to peroxisome; protein quality control for misfolded or incompletely synthesized proteins; protein catabolic process. The record is from RefSeq and is a predicted model, not a curated record. Gene Ontology annotation, molecular function: serine-type endopeptidase activity; ATP hydrolysis activity; ATP-dependent peptidase activity. The coding region runs from base 209 to 2875 and encodes 888 amino acids. The transcript is spliced from 17 exons. Gene Ontology annotation, cellular component: peroxisomal matrix. Lineage: Eukaryota; Viridiplantae; Streptophyta; Magnoliopsida; Rosales; Rosaceae.
AAGAAAUAAAAAAUCAGAGCGAGCGAGCGCACCAGAAUCUUCCAACCAAACAUAGGAAAAAGCUGAAUAAAACCAAACCCACACACAUUGCAUUCACCACCUUCCCUUCUUCUUCUACCUCCUCUGACUCUCCUUUCUUCUUCUUCUCCUUCUUCCCCUCCCUCUCUCUCCCUCUCUCUCUCUCUCUCUCUGUGCGCAAAUUGCAAAGAUGGCGGAAUCGGUGGAGCUUCCCACUCGCCUCGGCAUCCUUCCUUUCCGAAACAAGGUCCUCUUACCCGGCGCCAUCAUUCGAAUUCGCUGCACUUCCCCCAGCAGUGUCAAAUUGGUGGAGCAAGAGUUAUGGCAGCGCGAAGAGAAGGGGUUAAUUGGUAUUCUUCCCGUUCGAGAUGCUGCCGAGGCUGCAACAGUGGCCCCUGUGUUGUCUCAAGGUGUGGGCAGUGAUUCUGGUGAACGAAGCUCUAGAGUUCAAGUUGGUACUUCCGAUUCUCACAGGCCAGAUGGAAAAAAUCAGCAGGAAGUUAUUCACUGGCAUACAAGGGGAGUUGCUGCACGGGCUUUACAUCUCUCAAGAGGAGUUGAGAAGCCAAGUGGGAGGGUUACAUAUGUAGUUGUCCUUGAAGGCUUGUGUAGAUUCAACGUCCAGGAACUUAGCACAAGGGGAACAUAUUAUACUGCACGAAUAUCUCCACUUGAAAUGACAAAGUCUGAAAUGGAGCAAGUGGAGCAAGAUCCGGAGUUCAUAUCAUUAUCUCGCCAAUUCAAAGCAACUGCUACGGAGCUGAUUUCUGUUCUUGAGCAGAAACAAAAGACCGGAGGAAGAACAAAAGUUCUUCUGGAGACAGUUCCGGUUCACAAGUUGGCAGAUAUAUUUGUUGCUAGCUUUGAGAUAAGUUUUGAGGAGCAACUGUGUAUGUUGGAUUCAGUUGAUCUGAAAGUAAGACUUUCCAAAGCUACUGAGCUAGUUGACAGGCAUUUGCAGUCUAUUCAUGUAGCAGAGAAGAUUACGCAAAAAGUUGAGGGUCAAUUAUCAAAAUCGCAGAAAGAGUUUCUUUUGCGCCAGCAGAUGAGAGCUAUAAAAGAGGAGCUUGGCGACAAUGAUGACGAUGAAGACGAUGUUGUUGCUCUGGAAAGAAAGAUGCAAAGUUCAGGAAUGCCUUCAAACAUCUGGAAGCACGCACAGAGAGAGCUGAGGAGGCUAAAAAAGAUGCAGCCCCAACAACCUGGAUAUAAUAGUUCACGUGUUUACCUAGAGCUUCUUGCUGAUCUUCCCUGGCAGAAGGCCAGUGAAGAAUAUGAAUUGGAUUUAAGGGCUGCAAAAGAACGUCUUGACAGUGAUCACUAUGGUUUAACUAAGGUCAAACAGCGGAUUAUUGAAUAUCUGGCUGUUCGCAAGCUCAAACCAGAUGCCAGAGGCCCAGUGUUGUGUUUUGUUGGCCCGCCUGGUGUUGGAAAAACAUCUUUGGCAUCAUCUAUUGCUGCUGCUUUGGGCAGAAAAUUUAUACGCAUAUCCCUUGGUGGUGUAAAGGAUGAAGCUGAUAUCCGAGGACACAGGAGGACAUACAUUGGAAGCAUGCCGGGUAGGCUCAUUGAUGGAUUAAAGAAAGUAGCUGUUUCCAACCCGGUCAUGCUGCUAGAUGAAAUUGACAAGACAGGUUCUGAUGUGCGCGGUGAUCCAGCUUCAGCUCUACUGGAGGUUCUUGAUCCUGAGCAAAAUAAAACAUUCAAUGAUCACUAUUUGAAUGUUCCCUUCGACCUUUCAAAGGUGAUUUUUGUGGCAACUGCAAAUAGGGUGCAGCCGAUUCCCCCACCACUCUUGGACAGGAUGGAAGUUAUUGAGCUGCCUGGAUAUACACCCGAAGAAAAGCUGAAGAUAGCCAUGCACCAUUUAAUUCCCCGAGUUCUUGAUCAGCAUGGGUUGAAUUCUGAGUUUCUUAGAAUCCCAGAGGCCAUGGUGAAACUUAUCAUUCAAGGGUACACUAGGGAGGCUGGUGUUCGGAAUCUGGAGAGAAACUUAGCUGCCUUGGCUCGUGCAGCUGCGGUAAAAGUUGCAGAGCAAGAACAAGCUGUCCCUCUGAGGAAAGAUGUGCACUCGCUUGCUUCACCACUACUCGAAAACAGACUUGCUGAUGGAGCUGAAGUGGAAAUGGAGGUUAUUCCGAUGGGUGUGAAUAAGCAUGAGAUAACAAGCACUUUCAAGAUUGAUUCGCCAUUGGUUGUGGAUGAGGAUAUGCUGGAGAAAGUAUUAGGGCCUCCAAGGUUUGAUGACAAAGAAGCUGCAGAACGAGUUGCAACACCAGGUGUUUCUGUUGGGCUUGUUUGGACUGCUUUUGGUGGAGAGGUUCAAUUUGUGGAGGCCACAGCAAUGGGGGGAAAGGGUGAACUGCAUCUCACUGGUCAACUUGGAGAUGUUAUCAAAGAAUCAGCACAAAUAGCAUUGACAUGGGUGAGAGGUAGGGCAAAAGAUCUUAAGUUCGCAACAGCUGAGGCAGCCAAUCUUUUGGAGGGUCGGGAUGUUCAUAUACACUUUCCUGCUGGGGCUGUACCGAAGGAUGGACCCUCAGCAGGUGUGACUCUGGUAACAGCACUGGUUUCAUUGUUCUGUCAGAGAAGAGUAAGAGCAGAUACAGCAAUGACUGGAGAAAUGACAUUGAGGGGUCUCGUACUACCUGUUGGUGGUGUCAAGGACAAGGUAUUGGCAGCCCACCGUUGUGGUAUUACAAGAGUCAUUCUUCCAGAGAGGAAUCUGAAGGAUUUAACUGAUGUACCGUCGGCUGUUCUUUCUGGUCUUGAGAUAAUACUAGCAAAGCGAAUGGAAGAUGUAUUAGAGCAGGCUUUUGAAGGCGGAUGUCCCUGGAGACAGCACUCAAAGUUAUGACAGGCUUUGCUGUGGGUGAUCUUCUUAUGCAUUUUCGUGUGAUUGAAAUGCCUUAGCUGGUUGCCGUUUACACAUGACAUGCAGCUUCCAGUUUGUCCCGCAGCGCUGCCUUUGGCUGCAAAGACCGAAGAAAUUGUGAAUCGCUAUAAAAAUUCGUGGCCCUGGGAUAAUAGGAAUUCAGCUGUUCGUAAACUGCCAAAUUUUUCUUGCGCCCAUCUGUACCUCUGUUCCUCCUCUCCAUGCUAUUUAUCUGUCAAUUGUUUUUAUUUUCUGAGUAAGCCUUUGUAAUUAUAAAUUAAUUCUCUGUUCUUGUUAUAAUAUUAUUUGUUUAAUGGAGCAAAGAAAAUCAACCCGA